Filobasidium floriforme is the source of this 1173-nucleotide messenger RNA. RefSeq lists its product as uncharacterized. Bases 304 to 939 code for a protein of 211 amino acids. The record is from RefSeq and is a predicted model, not a curated record. The transcript is spliced from 5 exons. Lineage: Eukaryota; Fungi; Basidiomycota; Tremellomycetes; Filobasidiales; Filobasidiaceae.
ACAAAACAUCCCCACACUACCUCGAACAACUCGCGACUCGAUUUCUUGCACCGCCCCCACGAUUCCCUUCUUGCUCCACGAACUCGAUACACAGCAAUCGAUCCAGAACAAACACUUUAUACGCUCCUUUUCGAUACGCACAUCAUACGACUUUGACCUCGUUCUUCGACCUACGAUCAUCCUACAAACGCGCGCCCCUUUGUCAACGCCAGAACACGACACGUUAAAUCGACUCGACUCACCAGCAAUUCAUUCUACACCACCUCAAAUCAAACCUAAUCCAGACAAUCAGACUAGUUCAAGAUGCUCGUCAAGUUCUUCACCAUCGCACCCCUCUUCGCUCUCGCCGUCAAGGCCGUCACCGUGACCUCGCCCACCGAGGGCCAGAACUGGGGCACGACCGGAGCUCAGACUGUCUCUUGGGAGGCCGUCUCGACCGAUCCUACUAGCUUUUCCGUCGUCCUCGUCAACGAUAACCGAUUGACCGCUUCUGACGGCCAGGUCACUCUGAUUGCCAACCAAUCCACCUCGGCGGGGUCUGUCAGCGUCUCUCCUCCUAGUGGGAGUUGGACUGCCGGACAGGCUUACAGGAUCAGGUUGGUCCGAGAUGACGCUAUUCUCGCCUCGUCCGACCAGUUCAACAUCACCUCUUCUGGGACCGCCGGAUCUUCCACCUCUGCGUCCGGUUCGAUGAGCUCGACCAUGGGUAUGAGCACCUCCACGCGAUCAGGGUCGUCGGUCGCGGUACCUACCGCCAUGACCUCGGCAGCCGAGCCUCAGUCUACCUCGUCGGGUUCGUACUCCGGGAACGCUCAGGGCACUGGGAUUCCUCCUUCUUCUAGCCAAGGCGCUGGUAAUGGGGCCGGUAUGAACGGGGUCAACAUGCUCGCUCUCGGCGGAGCUGGUAUGCUCGCUUUGGGUUACCUCGUCGCUGCCUAGAUAUGGGGGAACGGGGAUCCAUGCGUCGAGGAUGAACAGGCGGUCCUCGAUCGUCUAUUCGAUGCCCUCGACAGCGACAGUCGGCUUGGGUACCGUACCGGCCCGGAGCGACACUGGACAAUUUCGUAUUUUCUCUCUUUACCCUUCUACAAUUGUACAACAUACAUAACUACUGCGUUACUGCACGCACUACAAGCUACAUGACAUGCUAUCACUCAAAUUACGACCCUUGAA